AUGACCACAACAAUCGCCAUCAACGCCGCAUCAACCACAACAUCACCACACACCCACCACAACAACGACAUGACCACCACAAUAACCACGACACUAUCGCCAGAGCCACCACCACUAUACCCACAACACCCAACCACCUCACCCACUCCGCAAGACAAGCAGUUGUUAGAGUUGAUCUGCACCAAACACUACAACCGCACUCAUUUACAGCUCCGAGUCGUCGUUUUAGUGCUUGGCAGCUUUCUCCAACUCUACUCCAACCACCUCUGGCCACUUCUCAAGCCAUCCUCUUUGUCUUCUUCUUCCCUACUGGCUGAUUCUGCUUGGCCUUGCCCUCCUUGGGCUCCGACUUGA
Fraxinus pennsylvanica is the source of this 354-nucleotide messenger RNA. The record is from the annotation of a GenBank genome assembly. NCBI's taxonomy places the organism in Eukaryota, Viridiplantae, Streptophyta, Magnoliopsida, Lamiales, Oleaceae.